CAAUGUCUCUAUCCCCUGCAUACUCCGCUGUUAACCUCUAUUGCAGCGAGGUUGCCGACGAAGUGGUGGACCUCUCUGACCGCAUUCCCUUUCCAAAUUUGGAUUCAUCAACCGAUGAUGACAGCUUUAUUCUUGGUCUUUUUGAUUCUGAGCUUGAUCAAAUGCUGUGUUCUGAACGGUUACCGGUUCUUCCGGAAGGUGUCCGAGCUCGCCAAGAUGCUGUCAACUGGAUGUUGAAGGUGCAUUCUCACUACAAUUUCAGACCCGAAACGGCUUAUCUAUCAGUGACCUAUCUGGAUCGCUUCCUCUGCACUUAUGAUCUUCCUCAGGGGAAGGAAUGGUCCUUGCAGCUGCUAUCAGUGGCAUGCAUAGCCGUAGCUGCAAAAAUGGAGGAAAGGAGUGUUCCACUUCUAUUAGACUUGCAGGUGAUGGAACCCAGAUUCCUCUUCACAGCCAUGACAGUCCAACAGAUGGAGCUCCUGGUCAUGGCCGUCCUCAAAUGGCGAUUGAGUACCGUUACCCCAUUCAGUUUUGUCAAUUACUUCAUUUCAAAAUUCCCCUGUUUCUCCUCCCAAUUUCAUAGUUCCAGCAAUGUCUCGGAUCUCAUUCUCGCCUCCUGCCGAGUGACGGAUCACUUGGAUUUUCUGCCAUCCUCAAUAGCUGCGGCUUCUCUGCUUUGGGUGGCCGGUAAAAACGUGGAUGAUCAGAUAUUGGAACACUUCCACAAACGACUCAACAAAGAAAUGGUAAAAAGAUGUCACUAUCUUAUCAAGCAGAGCAUGUGUUCGAUGGCGCGUGUCAAAAGACAAAGAUUGGAGCCAGUGCCACCAAGUCCAGACGGCGUGCUUGAUGCAGAUAUUAGUAAGAAUUGUGAUGUGCUCAAAUGUGGUGGUGAGGACUCAAAGUCGAGUCAGGACUAGACACCCAAAAAGCACAAAAAAAAUUGAUGGUGGGUUGCGACUUGCUAGUAUAUCGUUUGCGUGUGGUCAAUUGUUUUCCCGAAAGGCCCGAGUAAGGUUGUAUAUCAUUUGAUAGGAAGUGCUUUUCUGUGUGUGAGUGUCGCUGCAUUGAAGUGGUUUGUGUAUAAGAACGUUACAGAUUGAGACAAUAAUGAUGUUUGAUACUCCUCACUUAUGUCGCACAAGUAG
This is a messenger RNA of Vitis riparia (riverbank grape), 1148 nucleotides long. Its product is annotated as cyclin-D2-2-like. Gene Ontology annotation, cellular component: cyclin-dependent protein kinase holoenzyme complex; cytoplasm; nucleus. The record is from RefSeq and is a predicted model, not a curated record. The transcript is spliced from 5 exons. Bases 3 to 920 code for a protein of 305 amino acids. Gene Ontology annotation, biological process: mitotic cell cycle phase transition; regulation of cyclin-dependent protein serine/threonine kinase activity. Gene Ontology annotation, molecular function: cyclin-dependent protein serine/threonine kinase regulator activity. Lineage: Eukaryota; Viridiplantae; Streptophyta; Magnoliopsida; Vitales; Vitaceae.